AUGUUGAUAUGUUUUUCAGAAAGUUCUGUCCAAUUCCAGGUGUACCUGAUUCUCCUGGUCACGCUGUGUGCAGUGGCAGGCGAGGAGACACACCCAGGACUGGUGACAAAGAAUAGCGAACACGACCUUCUUGCUGAAGCUUCGCAGUCGGAAACAGCACAGAAGCGUGAAGGGUCUCUCUCCAACUCUUAUGGGGAACCGCUGCCGCCCGAUGCUUACGGCCCGCCCAAAGAUCAACCAAAUACAAGUAAACCAACCAUUUUAACUUAG
Molecule: messenger RNA, 270 nt
Organism: Arctia plantaginis
Lineage: Eukaryota; Metazoa; Arthropoda; Insecta; Lepidoptera; Erebidae
Source: the annotation of a GenBank genome assembly